Molecule: messenger RNA, 2475 nt
Organism: Octodon degus (degu)
Lineage: Eukaryota; Metazoa; Chordata; Mammalia; Rodentia; Octodontidae
Gene: P4hb
Product: prolyl 4-hydroxylase subunit beta
Exons: 11
Coding region: 103-1632 (509 amino acids)
Biological process (GO): protein folding; response to endoplasmic reticulum stress
Cellular component (GO): endoplasmic reticulum; external side of plasma membrane
Molecular function (GO): protein disulfide isomerase activity
Source: RefSeq, a predicted model, not a curated record
UUUAUAAAGGCGAGGCCGUGGCCGACGCGCGCUCUCGCUACUGUCCCGGCGGCGCUAACUGGACAGCCCACCUCUGCUGUCUGCUCAUCGCUGACGUCCGACAUGCUAAGCUGCGCUCUGCUGUGCCUGGCCCUGGCCUCGGUGGCCCGGGUGGGCGCCGACGCUCCCGAGGAGGAGGACCACGUCCUCGUGCUCAAGAAGAGCAACUUCGCAGAGGCGCUGGCGGCGCACAAGUACCUGCUGGUGGAGUUUUAUGCUCCUUGGUGUGGCCACUGCAAAGCGUUGGCCCCGGAGUAUGCCAAAGCAGCUGGGAAACUGAAGGCAGAAGGUUCCGAGAUUCGGCUGGCAAAGGUGGAUGCCACUGAAGAGUCUGAUCUGGCCCAGCAGUAUGGCGUCCGUGGCUACCCCACUAUCAAGUUCUUCAAGAAUGGAGAUACUGCCUCUCCCAAGGAGUAUACAGCUGGCAGAGAAGCUGAUGACAUUGUGAACUGGCUGAAGAAGCGCACUGGCCCCGCUGCCACCACCCUGUCGGAUGGUGCAGCUGCAGAAUCCCUGGUGGAGUCCAGCGAGGUUGCUGUCAUUGGCUUUUUCAAGGACGUGGAGUCACACUUUGCCAAGGAGUUCUUGCUGGUAGCAGAGGCCAUUGAUGACAUACCUUUUGGGAUCACAUCCAACAGUAAUGUGUUCUCCAAAUACCAGCUUGACAAAGAUGGGGUGGUCCUCUUUAAGAAGUUUGAUGAAGGCCGGAACAACUUUGAGGGGGAGGUCACCAAAGAGAAAUUGCUGGAAUUCAUCAAGCACAACCAGCUACCCCUGGUCAUUGAGUUCACCGAGCAGACAGCCCCAAAGAUUUUUGGAGGUGAAAUCAAGACUCAUAUCCUGCUCUUCCUGCCCAAGAGUGUGUCUGACUAUGACAGCAAACUAAGCAACUUCAAGAAAGCAGCAGAGGGCUUCAAGGGCAAAAUCCUGUUUAUCUUCAUCGACAGCGACCAUGCUGACAACCAACGUAUCCUCGAGUUUUUCGGGCUAAAGAAAGAGGAGUGCCCAGCUGUGCGGCUCAUCACCCUGGAGGAGGAGAUGACCAAGUACAAACCUGCAUCAGAGGAGCUGACAGCUGAGAAGAUCACAGAGUUUUGCCAGCACUUCCUGGAAGGCAAGAUCAAGCCCCACCUCAUGAGCCAAGAGUUGCCUGAAGACUGGGAUAAGCAGCCCGUCAAAGUGCUAGUGGGGAAGAACUUCGAAGAGGUUGCUUUUGAUGAGAAAAAGAAUGUCUUUGUGGAAUUCUAUGCGCCGUGGUGUGGUCACUGCAAGCAGCUGGCCCCCAUCUGGGAUAAGCUAGGAGAGACCUACAAGGACCACGAGAACAUUGUCAUCGCCAAGAUGGACUCAACAGCCAACGAAGUGGAGGCCGUCAAAGUGCACAGCUUCCCUACCCUGAAGUUCUUCCCCGCCAGUGCAGACAAAACGGUCAUUGAUUAUAAUGGAGAGCGGACGCUAGAAGGUUUUAAGAAGUUCUUGGAGAGCGGUGGCCAGGAGGGAGCAGGAGAUGACGAUGACCUGGACCUGGAAGAAGCUGAAGAGCCAGACAUGGAGGAAGAUGAUGAUCAGAAAGCUGUGAAAGAUGAACUGUAAAUGGGAAUGGACCGGGGCAGCAGCCCGACACCUCAGCCAACCUCACCUGAGGAGGGCGCCACUGGAGAGCCGGGGAGCCCUCCCGCAGCCACUCGCGUCCUAACACAUGGAAACUCAGACCCGUCUCUUCCUUUUAUUUUUCAAUUUUUGGAAAGGGAUUUAUCUCCGAGCCAGUCCAUCUUGCUGGGCUACUUUUUUAAAAUUGUGAUGUACUUUUUUGUACAUGGUUUUUGUCCCGAGUGCUUGCUAAAAUGUUUGGGAUCUCACACUGGUAAUGUCUCUUUCCUAUUAGAGAGAUUUAUACUAUCCCUUUAAAACGAUUUCAUCCGUGGAGCUUUGAGAUAGUUUUCAAUGUCAGGGUAUUUGUUCUGCCUUGGCCAGGCCUCCCUGGAGUCUCCCACCUUCUGUUAGGAGGGGUGGAUCCAGGCUGGACACAGCCCACUCCCCAUUCACCUCAUGCCAGUGUGGCCAGGAUGAGCAUGGCUCUUGCAUUUUUUUGUUAAACAGAGACUUCAGAUACAGUCAGGUUAGCUCCUGUGUUUGGAGAAGGGGACCGUGGUAGCUACUAGGAGGCCAGGACAGGGCCCUGGGCUGCUCCCUCCUCCCUGCCUUGAAUUUGGGCCUGUCAUCCCACCCACUGUCCUGCCUGUCAUGGGGCACACAGCCCUGUUGUCUCCUGGAUCCUCCAAUACAGCCAAGUAUGCAUCGGGGACCAGGACCUUGAUUCUCAGGCUAGGAGACAGCCAAGGUUGUGGGUGCUGGAUCAGAUGUUGACCAUUAGGCAUUUAUACCACAACCUUGGAAUUGAACACAUUGGCCAAAUAAAACUGAAAUUUUACUAUC